GGCGCGCACGGUCGUCCUGCAUUUCGGACUUGUCCGAUUCGAACCGAAUUUGAAACCAACAACUAGGAUAGAUCCUAUAAAUGGGUGAAAUGGGACAUUGACGCCGAUGGACUUGCUCCCAAGUAGCGACGACGAGAGCGACGGCGGACUGCCGCUGGCCCGUAGCGCCGCGUCGCAAGCUGGCGUCGACCGACCGAUCCCUCAGCCUCGGCCUGCCGCGCUAAGCACGUCCGCGCCAUGGACACCCGCCGAGAAGAAGCCCAUGAUGUCGGUCUUCGAACGGCUCCUGGCGCUCAACCCUCGCGCGAGCAGCCUUCCCGUCUUCCAGAACGCAGCCAAGGCCACCCCGCCGCCACGAGCCGAGCCCAAAGAACCAGCCUCACAAGAUGCCGUAGCGGCCAAACCAUCGUCAUCCGCGCCUGCAACGGUCGACUGCCCUGCCACCGACCUGGCGAUACCCUUGCAGUCGACAAAGCGACCCGCGACAGGCCAUCCUCGUGAGCCGCCACCGUCUACCACGCGACCGACAGCCUCAACAGAAGCGGACAGAGACGCAUGGACAAUCGCAUACCCAUCGUUGCCUCCGACGCCCGACGCCGAGCACACGCCGCAGCAAGUCGUCGACAUCCAGCCGACGUACGUCUCGCCGUUCGGGCUCCAUACGACCAAGCCCGUGCAGCGCCAUGCCGCAGCCCCGCGAACGCAGCUGAUCACGCAAAACGCGCUGCUCGACGCCUUGCAGCGUGCCGAGGCGGCGCCGGGACCGUCCGACGGCAACUUGAGCGACGACGACGACUGGCUUAGCGACGCUGCGCCCGUUGCCCCCGAUACGUCGCGCCCACGUGCCAAGCCAGCGACCACUGCCUCUGCGUCGGACGUGGCGCCCAAGCGAAAGAGCCAGCCACUGUCGACGGCGUCCGCACCCAAGCGCCGGCAAUCAAGCACCGGAGUCAAAGAUACGGUCAAUGCCAACGACGAGGAGGAUGACGACGACGAGAGUACUUGGCCUCGGCUGUCGCCGCCCGAGGGAGCGAUCGACGAGCCACUCGUGCUACUCGACGCCCCAAACGAAGUCUACUCGCGCCGCGUCCAAGUCCCCAGCCGCCUCAACCGGUUUCUCCAACCGUACCAGCGCGAAGGUGUCGCGUGGAUGUUCCAGGCCGUCGUUGAGAAUCGCGGCGCGAUUCUCGGCGACGAAAUGGGUCUUGGCAAGACGAUUCAAGUCAUUGGUCUCCUCUCGGCGCUGCUCUUCAAAGACGGCACAUCGAGCGACAAGGAAGCGUACCGCACUCGUCUCCGGAGCGCGUCACGUCGCGAGCCGGUCGAGUUUGACUUGAACGGGAUACCUCCGCCGAUCCUCAUUGUUGUGCCGGCGUCGCUCCUCAUGAAUUGGGAGCUCGAACUCAAGCUCUGGAUGUGCUGUCGCCCUGUGAUUCUGAACGGCAAACGACAGGAGCGAGAGGCGAUCUUGGCGUCCCUGUCUCGCGGGACCCACGAGAUUGUCAUUUGCAGCUACGACAUUUUAAAGGCCAACUUGGCGCAGAUCCAAGCCGUGCCGUGGUACCUCAUAGUUCUCGACGAGAUGCACUGCUUGAAGAACCCGGAAUCGCAAGCCACGAAAGCCGUCCAGGCACUUUCAUGCAAGCGCCGGCUCGGGCUCACGGGCACCCUCAUGCAGAACGACACGGACGAGCUCCACUGCCUCCUCAACACAAUCCACGAAGGCUCGCUCGGCAGCGUGAGCGAGUUUCGGUCCUACUACGCCGACGACAUCAAAUUUGCGCGCAAAAAAUCGGCGGCGCCCGAAGCCGUCGAGCGCGCGCGAGCCAAAGAAAAGCAGCUGCGCGACUGCCUCGUGCCCUACUAUCUCCGCCGCGACAAAUCGAUCCACCCGGACUUUACGCGAAUUCAAAAAUUCGACAAGAUUGUGUUUUGCGAGCUCACACCGCUCCAGCGCGCUGUCUACGACCGCGUGAUUGCGUCGCCCGACUUUAAAGUGCUCAUUACCGGCGACGACCCGUGCGACUGCGGCCGGAACAAGACCCGGCGGCGGUGCUGCUACGUCUCGGGGGGCGUCCUGUGGCAAAAGCACCAUCCUGAUGACGAAGCCUGUCAAGCGUGCCCGGCGUGUAUUCAGUUUCCGUGCAUUGCCCAGCUGCUCAAGCUCUCGAACCACUUGGACCUCUUGCGCGUCAAUGCACGAGACCCGGACGACGUCCAAGCAGCGACCAAAGCCUUUGCGACUGUCGCAUUUGGCACCGACCUCGACAAAAUUGGGCUCUACCAAGCACAAGGCCUCUUUGAGAAGAUGAACACGGCGCUCUGCGGGAAAAUGGUCGUACUCGAGAAGCUCCUCUCGAUCUGGAUGCGCAAGCACGAGAAGGUGCUGCUCUUUAGUCGCAGCGUGCGCAUGCUCGAUAUUCUCCAAGCUUUUUUGAUCUCGAAAGCUUGCGCGUACGUGCGACUCGACGGGUCGACCAAGGUCGACGAGCGGCUCCAGCUCGUCCAGCGCUUCAACCGCGACCCGACGCUCAGUGUGUUUCUCAUCUCGACCAAAGCCGGCGGUCUCGGCCUCAACAUUACGAGCGCGACGAACGUUGUCAUCUUUGAUCCGAGCUGGAACCCGGCGCACGACUGCCAGGCGCAGGACCGCGCGUACCGCAUCGGGCAGACGCGGGACGUCAAGGUGUUUCGGCUCAUUACGCUCGGCACGAUUGAAGAGAUGAUCUACGCCCGCCAGAUAUACAAGCAACAGCUCACCGACACGACGCUCAAAGGCAAGAUGGGGCCACGGUAUUUCGAAGCCAUCAUUGGCGUCAAAGGCCAACACGGCGAGCUCUUUGGCAUUCGCAACCUCCUCCAGUUCAAGCCCGAGGGAGUGAUGAAAGCCAUCCAGGACAAUGCAACGCUCGACGGGAUCCCCAUCGCCGACAACCAAGUCGACUUUUCGGCCAAGCCCGCGAGCGACUGGAAGACGGCGAAGAAGGCGGCCAAGUCCGAUGACCGCGACGACGACAUUGAAGAUGUCGCGGAAGAGCUCGAGCUGGACAAGGAGAUUAGCGUCCUCGCGCCGCAGAGCAUGAACCACGACGUCGUCCUUGGCGACCAACCCAAGCGGCGACGGUCGUUUCCGCCCACAAAGACGUCCUCGGCAUCGACAAGCACACUGUACACUCCCGCGUACUUGACGCCGGCGGAAUAA
Molecule: messenger RNA, 3202 nt
Organism: Saprolegnia diclina VS20
Lineage: Eukaryota; Oomycota; Saprolegniomycetes; Saprolegniales; Saprolegniaceae
Exons: 15
Coding region: 107-3202 (1031 amino acids)
Molecular function (GO): ATP-dependent chromatin remodeler activity; ATP binding
Source: RefSeq, a predicted model, not a curated record